This is a messenger RNA of Mastomys coucha (southern multimammate mouse), 1398 nucleotides long. RefSeq names its product mitochondrial ribosomal protein S25 (gene Mrps25). The record is from RefSeq and is a predicted model, not a curated record. Gene Ontology annotation, cellular component: mitochondrion. The coding region runs from base 75 to 590 and encodes 171 amino acids. Lineage: Eukaryota; Metazoa; Chordata; Mammalia; Rodentia; Muridae. Gene Ontology annotation, molecular function: structural constituent of ribosome. The transcript is spliced from 4 exons.
UGCCCGCCGGGAAGCGCCUCCCGAGAUUCCUGGAGCCGCGCUAGUCGGCGGCUUGAGGAGUUCCUGUCUUCGCCAUGCCUAUGAAAGGCCGCUUCCCGAUCCGCCGUACGCUGCAGUACCUGGGUCGCGGGGAUGUGGUAUUCAAGGAGUCGGUGAAGGUCAUGACUGUGAACUACAACACGCAUGGGGAACUGGGCGAAGGCGCCAGGAAAUUCGUGUUUUUCAACAUCCCUCAGAUCCAGUAUAAGAAUCCUUGGGUACAGAUCAUGCUGUUUAAGAACAUGACACCAUCACCCUUCCUGCGGUUCUAUCUAGAUUCUGGGGAGCAAGUCCUGGUAGACGUGGAGAUGAAGAGUAAUAAGGAGAUCAUGGAACACAUAAAGAAAAUCUUGGGCAAGAAAGAGGAGACCCUCAGGGAGGAGGAGCUGGAGAGGCUGCAGCGUUUUCAUCCAGGCAACUUUGGCCCCCGGAAGUACUGCCUGCGGGAGUGCAUGUGCGAAGUAGAGGGUCAGGUGCCCUGCCCUGGCCUGGUGCCCUUACCCAAGGAGAUGACAGGGAAGUACAAAGCUGCUCUGAAAGCCAGUACUUAGGUCUAAGCAAGGCCAUCUGGGAUGGACUGGUGGCAUCUGACUGGUAGAAAUGGACUACAUUGGUACCAUAAAUGAUGGAACUCUGCAAUGGAAAGGCCAGCUUGCACAUCUAUUUAAAGAACAUGGGAUGAAGGCCAGGAUUGCUAGUUGCUGAACAUGUCAAUAAAAGAUUUAGUCUUCCUAUGCAUAGUAAGUCUGGUCUUGCUGGUAUAGACCAUCUAUAUCAGAGCUUGGGAUGAGAAGGUGCAAGAAAGUUUGUCAGUGACUGUCUCAGUCUUGUAACUGGCCCUGCUUCUUUCACUUAAUCUUCCUCCAGUUUCUACUCUGGAAGCUGUUGAGGGCUACUGCUACUGGUGAACAAAAUGUAGCUGGGAGAGUGGAUGUUCUUAACGAGACCUUGGGCAGUAGGAUCAGUUCAGGCCUGGACUUUCAGCUCAGCAGAUAUGAGCUGAAGUCACCAAAUCUCUUGUCCACUUCCUUGCUGUAAAGUCCAUGUGGGUGGAGGAGUGCCAGUGGCAUUGUGUUAACUGUAGCAGGGAUUUUUCUGGCUUUGAGAGUGAAGAUGCCACCAGGGUGGUAAUUUGAUUCCCAGUUCUUGCUUACUAGGUUAGAGAGACAGACAGACAGAUACUUCUGGAUGCCUUUCUAGUUAUUAUUCCAGUUAUCAGUGUCAUUUUAGCUAUGUAGACUUCAUCCUUCAGUGGACAGUAGAACCUUCCAGGGUCACUUAUGUUUACUACAGACCCCUUGGCAUCUGGCCAUAUAGGUAUGAGUUUAUGAGGCAAAAUAAAGUAGUGGUUGUUAAAAA